Molecule: messenger RNA, 2331 nt
Organism: Bipolaris victoriae FI3
Lineage: Eukaryota; Fungi; Ascomycota; Dothideomycetes; Pleosporales; Pleosporaceae
Exons: 2
Coding region: 1-2331 (776 amino acids)
Molecular function (GO): protein binding
Source: RefSeq, a predicted model, not a curated record
AUGAGCUUUGGGUUCAGCAUUGGCGACUUUCUAGCGGUGAUUGGACUGGUCAACAAGAUUAGGAAAGACUUCGUUGGCGCUCCAAGCCAGUUUGAGGACAUAUCCAAUGUGCUCCGAAGCCUUUCUAUUGUCCUGAACGAUGCUGAAGUAACGGUAUCCGAACACGAACUCAACCCUCAAGAGGAAACAGAUUUCCGAGAUGUUCUUGAUGGUUGCCAACAUACUCUUGGCAAGCUUCAACACACAGUAGACAAGUAUAUCGUGCUGGACUCGCAGCAAACGAGCGUCGGCGGCAAGCUGAAAAGGGCAUGGAAGCGACUAUCUGUAGAGCCAGAGGACAUCCGCGAUCUUCGGAGUGAUGUCAACGUCAAUAUUGAUCUACUCGCCGCACUGACCGGGCGACUUACUCGAGACAACACCUUCAAAUUAGUGCGGUACCAAGAAGACAAGGAGCAACAAGCCAUCCUUGACUGGCUAACACCAACUGGCUACGCUCCUCAGCAGAACGACUUCCUCAAGCAGUGGCAAGCUGGAUCUGGGAAAUGGCUUCUAGACUCGGCGAAAUUCAAAAGCUGGUUAGGGACCAAGAAACAGACACUUUUCUGCCCAGGUAUACCAGGAGCUGGGAAGACAAUACUCACAUCAAUUGUAGUAGACAAGCUUUCUUCACACUUCAAAGACGAAAGCAACAACGGUAUUGCCUACAUAUACUGCAACUUCAAGCGGCAAGACAAGCAAACGUUGGAAGACCUACUCGCAAGCGUACUGAAGCAGCUAGCUCAAGCAAGAUCUUCUCUCCCACAAACUGUCAGGUCUCUCUAUGACAAAUACAAAUCUAUGAAGGUCCAGCCUUCGAUAGAUGACAUCUCAACGGCCCUUCAUUCCGUGGUUGCUGAGUUUUCGCGAGUCUUUAUCCUUGUCGAUGCGCUGGACGAAUGUCGAGUCAAUGAUAGUUGCCGAGCGAAGCUACUUUCACAACUCUCACAACUUCAGACUAGUUGUGGAGCGAAUCUUUUCGCAACGUCAAGAUUCAUUCCGGACAUCACGGAGAGAUUUGAACGAGACACAUGGUUGGAAAUCCGCGCCAGCAAGGAAGAUAUCCAAAGAUAUGUAGAAGGACAUAUCGAUGAACUGCCGCGUUUUGUCAGACGUGAUCUGGAUUUACAGCAGGAAAUUAGUUCUGAGAUCGUCAAAGCUGUCGAUGGCAUGAAUGUAGCUUCUUACCCCGUUCUUGAAGAUUUUACUAACUGUAAUAGGUUUCUACUUGCAAAACUUCAUCUCAAUUCCUUAAAAGGAAAAAGAUCCCGAACGGCUAUUCGAGAUGCUCUGAAGACUUUGCCCACCGGAACAGAAUCAUACAGUUGUGCAUACUCUGAUGCUAUGACGAGAAUCAAGGGGCAGCUACCGGAUGAAGCAAUGCUUGCAAAGGAAGCUCUGUCAUGGAUCACUUGCGCAAAGAGGCCACUGACUACCAUAGAGCUUCAGCAUGCUCUUGCUGUCAACGGCGGACAAGCAGAAUUCGACGAAGACAACAAAUCAGACAUCGAAGACAUUGUUUCGAUAUGUGCUGGACUAGUCACUGUUGAUGAAGAGAGUGGCAUUAUUCGCUUAGUGCAUUAUACUACACAAGAAUACUUCGAACGGACACAAAAGAACUGGUUUCCAACCGCAGAAUUCGACAUCACGACGAUCUGUGUAAUCUAUCUCUCAUUCGCGGUCUUUGGAAGUGGCCCUUGCGACACAGACUCUAGCUUUGAGGAGCGGCUGCAACUGAACCCAUUAUACGACUAUGCUGCGCACUACUGGGGUCACCAUGCCUGUCAGGCCCGGAGUGCACAUUCGAAAGUCAUCGAAUUCUUCCAUCACAAAAUUAAUAUGGAAGCUGCAUCUCAAGCAAUGCAAGUCUAUAAGAAGUUUUCAUGGGAUGAUCGCUAUAGUCAAUAUUUUACGAGGCGAAUGACAGGACUGCACUUAUGUGCAUAUUUCGGAAUCACAGACGUAGCUGCGGCAAUUAUUGAUUUUGUAGACCUCGACUCGAGGGAUGAAGACGGCUGGACACCGCUAUUUUGGGCCGCCGAAAAUGGGCACGAAGGCGUAGUUAAGCUACUGCUAGAUACGGGCAAGGUCGAGGCCGACUUAGAAGAUGAAUAUGGCGAUACGCCGCUAUGGUGGGCUGUCAGAAACGGGCACGAAGGUGUAGUUAAGCUAUUGCUAGACGCUAGUAAGGCUGAGGUCAACUGGGAGAAUGACCGUCAGAUGCUGCUAUCGUGGGCCACCAGAAGGGGGCGCGAAGACGCAGUUAAGCUACUGCAGUCCGCUUGUGCUUCGUAG